AUGCCGUUGCCCAGCCACAAGUGGGAAGCAAUCAAGGAACUGCUACGAGAUCCUUUUGGUCCGUAUCGCGACGAAGACGUGCUCAGUGCAGAAUGCCAGUCCAAGCCAGGAAAGACCCUUGUUCUGAACUCAUUUCAGCUGGCAUACAACGACGAGAUUAUUGGACUCGAUGAAUCCGAGCAACCUCUAGGUACCGGGGAGAUAGACAGUCGACAGUAUCGCUUUCGUGGAAUUCUUAGCAUACAGCGGACUGAUUGGCUAUCUCAACUCGGUCUUAAGCGAGUGGAAGCAGAGCUCAACCUGCGUGCGCGCACGCGCGGUAUGCGUGAAGGGGAACGUGUCCCGUCUCUAGUAACGCUCGAAGAACUAUAUAAGGGAUACCUUGGCCACACAACACCACCAGGUGAUGACAACGAGCUUGAGCUCAAGUUGAAAAUCCAGGGCUUCAAGAACUUCUCAGCCGUUUACAUGCUUUCCAAGCUAGUUCCAAAUGGAUUACUAUGGCACUCCAAAAACCUUAACCGCAGCUACGAAGUUGCGACAAUGCACAUCUCCACCUUCAGACGUUCGGAGAACUUUUUCUGGCGCUAUCGUCUGCUUGCCCUAAUGACAAAGAUCGUUGAAGAGCGACGAACGACGCCGUUCGAAAAGCGGACCCCUGAGUGGUUUGUGUCCCAAUACAUUCAACGGUUCGCUCAUCCUCCCAGUGAUAAACACGAGCGACUCAUCUACGACUCUUCCGAUUCCGAUAUCAUCAGUGGCGAGGAAGGCCAGACCCAGUUGCCCCGUCAUCCAAGGCGAAUACACAGAAUGGAUAUUCUGGGAUUAUUUGCUGCCCACUCAGAAUGGUUCGUUACUGAUAACGAAGUAAAGCGCCAAAAGUUAUUCCCUUUCAAGCCAUGGAAUGAAUUCAGAAAGAAAGUCAGAAAAGCAAGAUACCAAUCUAUACGCAACAAUGUUAUCUGGGGCUGGCCAAUUGGUUGUGAGUACCAGCCAGACCUGGAGUCAGGGCCAGACAGCGGAGGAGAGCAGGAAGAGGAAGAUGACGAUGACGACGACGAUGACACGCAAAACAUGGUGGAACGGAAUCCCGUCACUGGAAAGACGAACGAGUUCGUGCGCCGUAAAAUCAACAAAGGCAAGGCCAAACGAAGCUCGGUGCGCGUCCGGCAUAUCGUAUCCAGCUCGGAAGAGUCCUCAGAUGAAUCCGAACUCGAUCCUGCUCGUGUACAUGCAUAUGUGCCGGGCUUCUCUGAUGAAUCAUCUGCUGCUGAUUCUGAUUCUUCGGAUGAAUCAGAGGACGCACACCUGGGCGAGUUUGAAGAGCUCAUCCCACGUCAGCUGUCUCAAGUCCCGGAGUUGCCAGGCCCCGAUAACCGCUGGUGGUGUCCUGUACCAGAUUGCAGGCACAUGAUCGACCUUCAACAUCUUACACGAGACAGUGUCGGCGGCCUCCCGGGAGAAGUCGUCUACUAUUUCAUGAAGAAGAAGCGGAAUAUUCGAGAAGAUGAGACAGCUCAAAAAUAUUUUCAUGAAAUGGUGUCUAAGCAUUACGAGGAUCAUUUCGCAAACCUGGGCUUAAAUUUUGUUCAGACUACUAGGGGAAGGCUUGGAAUAGACUGGACUAGACGAUCUGGUUCUCAUCGACGUGGUCAGCAGGAUGCGGUCGUCGUGAAGGAGGAAGUUAUUUAA
Molecule: messenger RNA, 1692 nt
Organism: Suillus paluster
Lineage: Eukaryota; Fungi; Basidiomycota; Agaricomycetes; Boletales; Suillaceae
Exons: 5
Coding region: 1-1692 (563 amino acids)
Source: RefSeq, a predicted model, not a curated record